Molecule: messenger RNA, 3080 nt
Organism: Hyposmocoma kahamanoa
Lineage: Eukaryota; Metazoa; Arthropoda; Insecta; Lepidoptera; Cosmopterigidae
Product: protein toll-like
Exons: 6
Coding region: 334-2724 (796 amino acids)
Molecular function (GO): protein binding
Source: RefSeq, a predicted model, not a curated record
AGUCGCUUCGUAGUCUUCGUAGCGGUAUCUACGCGUCUACGGCGCUACGCUUCUAUGUGUGGUUCCCUACGUAGCUUAAUUUUACGAAUUGUACAUUGUACGGGAUUUUAUCGUUCGUUUUAAUAAAGACAAUGAAACUAUAGAAAUAAGGAUUUUGUAGCCUGAUUGCUGAUGUUAAUAUUGAAAAGUUAUUGUGUUUGGAAUUAUUCUGCAACAGAUUGAAUAAGCAGGAAGAUGGGAGGAAGAACUGGAAAGUUUGGAACAGUCACGUUACGCGUCGGGGUUAGCUUGAGAGGAUUAGUAAAGUAAACAGGAUUAGCGUCACAUGUAACAAUGGGUCACACACUGGCAGCAUACAUGGUGGCCGCAUCGCUUGCACUGCAAGUAAUUGGAGCGGCGCGAGUGAUGUGUCCGAGUGACCCUAACUGCGUUUGUGGCGGCACGCUCGCCCUCGAACUCAAUUGCAACAUCGAUGGGCGAAUAGUAGAGAUAAACUUAUUACCCAAUACAUACAUAAAUAUAAAGUGUAAAAAUGCAACAACUCUCGACUACAACAAACUACCAAAAUGUGCCAAUAAGAUGAACACAUUCAAGUCAGUCAGUUUUAAAGACUGUCCCUUACCAUCUACUUCCUUCCAAGAAGUUUUAACAAACAUAGGGGUAUCGAAGACUAUGGCGUUGAUAUUCCAAAAUGCAAAGAAUCUGUCGGGGUAUUUUGACAGAAAACAUUUUACAGGAUUGCACAAUCUUACAAAACUAUUACUAUCAGUUAACGGCAUCACACAUUUACCGGACAAUUUAUUCAUGGACAUAAAUAAGCUAACUUGGUUAAACAUACGCUCGAAUAGCAUAAAUCUUUCAGAACAAUUAUUUAAGCCGCUUGAAAGGCUGGAAACCUUAGAAAUAAGCCACAACCACAUGACCAAUAUAUCUUCAAAUUUAUUUUCACAUUUAUCAUUCUUGAGAAAAUUAUCAUUGUGGCAAAGCAACGUUACUUGGUUUUCUAAGGACUUUUUUACUGGGGUAAAUGUACUCGAGGAAUUAGAUCUAAGCUCCAAUGGGUUGAAUGAACUGCCUUCAUCGAUUUUUAAGCCUUUAAAGAAAUUGAAGAAGCUGACUUUAUUUUCGAAUAAAUUCUCGUCAUUGCCACAAAAUUUGUUCAAAAGUAAUGAUGAUUUAGAGACUGUUGUUAUUCUGAACAAUGACGUCGAAUUGAAGGAUCUUCCAAAGAACUUGUUUGGGAAUUUGCCGAACUUAAAACAAAUAUAUAUCCAAAGAUGUGGUUUAGUUAAUAUACCGUACGAUUUGUUCGCAAAUUCUCCUCAGAUCACAAACAUAUCAUUAGCUUACAAUGAUCUAGAGAAGUUACCAGAAUCGAUCUUCAACGACCAGAUCAAUUUAUUGGAGCUAGACUUGAGUCACAACAACUUAAGGAACUUGGAACCGAAACUGUUCUCGUCGCUUGUAAGAUUAGAGAAACUCAAUUUAUGUUACAAUGAACUCGUGAAAAUAUCUGGGUCGACUUUUUCACCUUUACUAAGCUUACUGGAUCUCAAUAUGGAACACAACAAACUAAGGACAAUAUCAUCCUACUUAUUCAGCAAUAACAGACAGAGAAUGUCUAUUUCUCUAGCGUACAAUGAACUGAGUUUCGAAAAUAGAGAGCUGCAUAACAAUUCAUGGAUUGUGAACAGGGUUUCACCAUUUGCUGAUACAUAUAAUUUGAGACUGCUGAAUUUGAGCCAUAAUAAUUUCAAGCAUAUUUUGCAAGACUGGUGGAUAAACGGUCAUGACAUUUUGGAUAUUAGCUACAAUUCUAUAUCUUCUUUGUGGGACGAUGAAAAUUCAACCGCCAAAUACGGAUACAGGAAAAUAUUUAAAAAACCAUUGAAAGAAGUAUGGGUUUCUCAUAACGUAUUCCAAUGUCGAUGUACGAAUAAUGAGUUUAUAGAUUUUCUACAAGACGACAUGAACACAAAGGUCGUUGACUUGCAAGACUUAGAUUGUCCCUUCUGGGCAAGUGGUACUUGUUCGAUGAGAAUCGUAAUUUUAGCCAUCAUUGUGACAGUAUUCGUCACAUUCCUGACAAUUCUUGCUAUUAUCUACUUUGAUUUGAGAAAACAAGUCUCCUUGACUUUGAAGAAAACUCUAUACAAUAUGUCUCAACAGAAUCCUACUAACAAUACUGGAAGGGGUAUAGUAGUUGAAUAUCUGGACAUGGACGAAGAAUUUGUCCUUAAUGAAAUUCUGCCCGGAAUGAGACAUUAUUUGAAAAAUGAGAUUCAUGUGAACGCUAUAAGCAGCAGCGACCAGAAUACCAAACAAACUUUUAUAAGUCCCGUCAAAGAGAUGUACACUACCCUUGUCAUAUUCUCCCCUAACUACUUAGCGUCACAAUACAGAUAUGUGAACAUAAAAAAGAUUCGCGGUGAAAUGUUGAAGGCGAAAAACACAAUUUAUGUGUUCGUUGAUACCGGAAUAGAGGACUUCACGUUCGCAUUCCUCAAGGGGCAACGAGACCUGCGAACAACGGUCUUGUGGAGCGGAAAGGACUGUUGGAACACGUUCCUAUCGAUCACAGCGAGCAGCGACAAGGAGCAUUUGGGACGAUUGAUCAAAAAAAUCAACACGGGGAAAAUAGAACUAACUACGAGCAAAUCUGGCUUAUGGCCUCCAGAUUCACGGAAUAUAUACGCUUUAGACGCAUCGCACAUGCAAGUUUAGUUUUGUCUUCUCAUUUUAAUUUAAUGAGGUAAAGACUGACUUCUCCAUGAUCAUUAGUCUCACUCAUUCUGGUUUUUGGUGAAUACAUAGCUGUCAGUGAUUCUCUUGCGUAUUAUAGAUAGGCGUUACUGUUAUUUACUAUAGGUAUUUAAAAACUAAUUGUGUAGAUGAAAUUUUUACAAAAGUAUUUUAUCACGUGUAAAAAGAAAUGUAAUUUAGUUAAAUACUUACUUUUUUCAGCUAAGGUAAACCCCUAUUCAUUGUUUUGUGGGUAAACCAGUACUUGUUCGGCUCUUGUACUUCAAAGAAGUCUGUUUUAACAUAGCAAAAAGUUAAGUGUAUGGAAUGCGUAAUCG